AUGGAGAACCUUUUGGCGCAUUCAUUCGAUUAUCUUUCCUCGUACGAGCCCAGCAAGAUCCGCAAAGGAUUGCGCCAGGUCGAGGGACUGCUGGCGCAAAUUUGCCUAUCCAAUUCCAAAUCCACGUCCGACCGUCGGCGUUCCUACCUGGCCACCGAGACGCAGCCUGCGCCCAAGGUCCUGUCCGAAUUGCGAGAUGACCCGGCCUUCAGGGAAUUUUUCAAGUUACAGGAAGGCUUCCAGUGGAAUGUCGCCAUGCGCCUAGUUUCCUGUCUCGAGCACCUUCUCGGCCGUGGCAGCAACGGCACCAACGACAUGCUCAUUGUCUGUACCCUUGAUCUGAUACAAGGCGCACUGCUCCUGCACCCGCCCUCGCGCACCCUCUUCGCCCGCGAGAUCUACAUGAACCUUCUCCUCGAUCUGCUGGACCCGAUCAACUGCCCGGCCAUCCAAUCCGCCACCUUGCUCACCCUGGUCACAGUACUGCUCGACUGUCCAGCCAACACACGCACCUUUGAAGGCCUGGACGGCCUGCUCACAGUGACAUCCCUGUUCAAGCAGCGCGCCACCUCCCGCGAGGUCAAGCUCAAGCUGGUAGAGUUCUUGUACUUCUAUCUCAUGCCUGAAACACCGAUUCUGGGGCCGGGCGCUAGCCCGCCGGGUCUGCAGCGCAGCCCCAGCAAGAUCUCUUCCCGGCCUAGGUCGCAAAGCUUACAUACCUCCGCCGGUGCCGGGAAGGUGAGUCGUGAUACGCGAACCACCGAUGAGAAGCAGGCUCUUUUGGGCCGCUAUUUGAACAAUGUGGAGGACCUUGUCGAAGACCUCAAGGAGACUGCUCCCUUUGGAGCGACGGUGUACUAA
Penicillium canariense is the source of this 861-nucleotide messenger RNA. RefSeq names its product cell division control protein 14. The transcript has 2 exons. Lineage: Eukaryota; Fungi; Ascomycota; Eurotiomycetes; Eurotiales; Aspergillaceae. Bases 1 to 861 code for a protein of 286 amino acids. The record is from RefSeq and is a predicted model, not a curated record.